Messenger RNA from Cadophora gregata, 1038 nucleotides. RefSeq lists its product as uncharacterized. The record is from RefSeq and is a predicted model, not a curated record. Lineage: Eukaryota; Fungi; Ascomycota; Leotiomycetes; Helotiales; Ploettnerulaceae. The transcript has 3 exons. The coding region runs from base 1 to 1038 and encodes 345 amino acids.
AUGAAGGAUAUAGGCAUAUCUAGACGGAAGAAGAUUACGCCUCUCGAAGAGUCAGGCCAGAAAGCCAAGAUCAAAAGCAAGCGUAUUGUGGAGACGCCUUUCCCAGAUGCUUCGUCAAGCCACAGUUCAAAAUUUUCUGUCGCCAUUGCUUGGUCGCUGGGCUCGGGGCGGAUGGACCCGUUUGCUUGCUACCCUACACCUCUGGAUCAGGAGUUGCUGUUCUUGGAUGAUCAUGUCAAUACAUCGCCUGAUAUUGAAUUGUGGCCUUUCAAAGACAUCAUCGAUGUUGCAGCAACAUGCUUCCUGGACAAGCUAAAUACUAUGUUUCCCCUACUUGAAGUGCCCGACGAUUCGAGCAUGCCCUCAGUAGCGCUACCGUGGCCGAUCCCACCAGCGUUGAAUCGAGACCAUAGCAUUUGGAAACACUCUUUCCUGAACGAAUAUCCUCUACUACCAAUAUUCCACGACAUGACGACACUGAUGUUGACUCUCAAAUCUGAUUCCUUCAGCCACCGAACCUCAAAUGGCCCUUCCGUGGUCGUCAAUCGAGCGGCAGUGUUCUCGCUCGUCAGUCGACUGGACGAGAUCUCAAUCCCAGUCGAAAACACGACAGCAGACAAUUUGAUACAAGAAUGUUGCAGAAUAGCCGGGAUGUUGCUUCUUGGCGCAGUCUACGAUCACUUCCCAUCCCGAGGCUUCCCUCACCACGUCAAUCGAUUCAUGGAUACAGCCUCACUUUCCCGAAAGCUACAUACCAUCCUCUGCAGGCUAGAGAAGUACAAGCAUUGGAUUUUGCACAAGCCUUUGCUGCUCUGGUGCUUGACUUUGGGCGCUGUAUCAUCUGAGAGCUUGGACGACACCGAGGAUUUCCUCGACUUGAUGCUCUUCGCAGGGAGGUGGCUGGGCCUUCGCAGUUGGAUGGAGGCGUUGCUGGUUGCUGGGAAUCUGUUUUGGGUAGGUGAAAUUUUUGAUGAGAAGUAUAAGCGGGUGACCGCUUGUAAAGAGUGGAAAUACAAUACUAGACUUUACUACAUGUAA